AAGGACAGCGGGAUAACUAUAAGAGAUCACCCAGGAAAUUGGGAACUGAUGAUCUAGAAAAUAACUCGGAACUACAGGAGUAUCAAGGAGUAAUGGGACGUCCAGGUGUUGACUUUCCAAUAUUGCCAUCUAUACCUCGUACUGAUUUCAGCUGCAAGAAGGUGAAGAAACCUGGUUACUACGCAGAUCCCGAAACUGACUGCCAGGUAUUUCACAUUUGCGAUAAUGGAAGGAAAGUAUCAUUUUUGUGUCCAAAUGGUACGGUUUUCCGUCAAUCACAUUUAAUUUGUGACUGGUGGUUCCGUGUGGAUUGUGAAAGAUCGAUUGAAUUAUAUGAAGAGAGUGCAGAACAGCUUGCAUCUGACCAGCGGAUUUUUAAAGAGCGUGCUGAAACAUUGGCCAAAGCUAUGUUAAAAGUACAAACAACAACACAAACAAGUGAUAGUGAUCGCGUUGUAACAGAACGAUCGUUUGGUCCGAGUACAACUAUUUUCAAUUCCGAAAGUAGACUGCCUGACCGUGCCAGAUACUUUAGUGACUAUUCAAGAGACGAAAAUCAAGUUCCAGCUGAGACGGGUUCAUUUGCUGGAAAACAGUUGCAAACUAAUUUCAAUCAUUACUAUUCACAGUCCAAAUCACCUACACAAAACUGGAAUCAAGAAAAUUAUCAAACACAAUCUUCGACAACAGCACAGCCGAUYUGGAAUAACAACUAUCCAAGCAAUACUUAUCAAGCACAGUCUACAAUAACUGUACAGCCUACCUGGAACCAGGUUGCUAAUAACAUUCAUCAAACUAGCUCUUAUCAAUCACCAUCUGUAACGACUGAACAGCCAACCUGGAACCAAGCUGCUAAUAACAAUUAUCAAUCUAGUUCUUACCAAUCACCAUCUGUAACGACUGCACAGCCGUCUAUCGUUCAAGGUAUCAAUAAUUUCCAAUCUAGUUACCAACCACAAUUUACCACUAGUGCUCAAUCGGUUCAAGGGGUCACCAGUUCACAAGUAACCUACCAACCACAACCAACUACUGUUGUGUCUAAAACAAACUGGAACCAAGGUAACAUUAAUUAUCAAGCCGGAAAUUAUCAAACACAACCUACCACAGCAGCAACUCAAAUUAACUGGAAUAAUAAUGGUAACAACGGUUAUAAAACUAACAACUAUCAAUCUUAUGCACCUUCAACAACACCACCGAAUUGGAGCCAAGGUAGUAGUAGCAACUACCAAUCUGAAAAUUAUCAAUCACCGUUCACAACAGUAGCCGCUCAAGCUAACUGGAAUAAUCAGGGUUCCAAUAAUUUACAAACUGAAAAUCAUCAAACAUCACCAUCAACAACAUCGACACCAGUAAACCGGAAUAACGAAGGUUCUAACCACUUUGGGAAACAAGUGACGACUGCCGCGCCACAAACUAACUGGAAUGGAGCUAUCAAUAAUUUCCAAUCAAAUAACUACAACUCUCAACCAAUAACAACGAUACAACCAGAUUGGAACCAAGAGUCUGAUACUGUUCAGCCCAAUCUUUUCGAAACUCAACAAUCUUAUCAACAACAGACUACUAUUUUUCCAGCCGAUAAUGAACAAACCAUCCCAGCCAAGGAAAGCCAAGUACCCGCAGAAUCAGCUUCAUUUGUAGGCCACCAAAACUCGCCUCGUUUUAAUUUUCAACCAGAUAAUUACUACACACAAGCUCCUCAGACAAAUGUACCACCUACCGCGUAUCCGGUAACAAGUUCUUAUACAAAUGAUUAUUCACCAAAUGGAGCUUUUUCCUUUGUUGAAUAUCAAAGAUCACCCGAUACUCCUAUCGUUAGAGAUAGCUCAACUCAAGCUUCUCCGGUUAUGACGACGGUAGUGGACUAUUUGGUAGAUAAUUCCACAUUACCACCGACCGGAGAGACAUUAAUCCCAAAUAUGAUAAACUCAUUACAAUCAUUAACAGAUAAUAAUCUARUUUUUGACUUGGACGGGCAAAACACUUAUCCUUCACAAACGAACACCGACGAUGAACUGAAUUCCGUCGCAUUGUAUUUUAAUAAUGUAAAAACCCCACAAGUGACUACURUUGCUAGUGACUUGCAGUUUAAUCAUGUUGAACAAACUUCCAGAGCAUACACCAAUGGGAUAAGUUCAACUACUGUUGAUUCGGUCAAAACUACUACACCGGUUGAUACUUUACAUAUACCUGCAGUUUUGACGAAAAAUACAAAAGAUGCAUAUGAUAAGCUUUUCAGAAAUGAUACCACCAAAGAACCAAUGGUYGCCUUAAAGAUAGCAGAUACUAGUAAGCCUGUAACCAAUCCUACUAACUCUGUGAACCUAGGAUUUGCUCAGGGAUUGAAUAUAAACCGUUCGUCGGCGGAAUUGAGAGAACUGGCUGCAGUAUUUACGCGUGCUUUAACUGCAUAUUUGGACGAUCCAGAGAAUUUCCGUAAAAUACUAGCUGAAGUAAGACCUACGGAACCAUCAAGUAUCAAGACUAGCGUUACCGAAGAACAAGAAGUAUUGGAUUUUUCUGAUGAUUCAAAGCAUCAACGAGGGAAACCCACAGAACCAAGAACACUGAGACCAAAUUUAGCAGCUGAAAUAAAUGGUAUGACACAAAGUAUCAAUGCACUAACAGAUUUAUCAACCAUUAUUCCACAAUACACCUCAUCGCCAUUAAUAGAAAUCACAUCGAAGUAUACUGAAACACCGAAUGCUGGUCUACAAGAAUAUGCACCACUAGAAGAUAGCGAACAGCUACAAUUAGCCGGAAGUCAUUCGUUUUAUUCAAGCAGAGAUAAUAGUAUUCAAACGGCAAAAACUCUAAAACCAGCUGCAUCCACGUUGUCAUGGACAGUGUCUCCUUUAAUAGACACUGAGCCGGACAUAAAAUCUACUACUCUAUCACCAGUGUUCUUCACUACCCCCGCUGAAGGCUUAGAAACUACUGUAAUUGUACAAAGGGCUAAAGAAAUGUUCAGUCAUUUGAAUGCAUCUGAAGCAGGAGUAUUGAUGAAUGUUAUGAAAACUGCUCAAGUUAAUGAUACAGUUAAAAGAUUGGUUUUACUGUUGGUCAAUGACUCGAACAAAGAGAAUAGCCCCGAGCAGACUAGAAACAAUUUAAUCGAAGCAUUAUUGGACAAUAGGAGUACUGAUCAAGCAUAUGAUGUCUCGUCAUCAUCUCCAACAUCUACUUUUUUGCCAUCGUCGCCAUCAGGAAUUCCAUUUGGUCAGAGACUACAGGAAGAUGGUUCACCGGUACUGGACGGACAGUAUAAGAAAUCUAGAAAAGGAACUAGGAGAAGAGUUGUGCACAGGAGUAGGUCAACCCCCGUUCCCACCACCCCAAUGACACCAAACACUUGGCAGGGAGCUAACGAUGUAGGUCCGGGGCUGAGUGAUGAUUCUGACGCCCGAGCAGUUGAACUCCUCAAGUCUCUAUACUCGAUCGCAUCCAAAUGGUCGUAGUUGGACAUUUAUCCAUCGAUGGUAUUUCCAUUCCGCCUGUGUCAUAACCGUGUAAAAAUCAAAUUAUUUACGAAUUGUCUUCAUAAUAUUUUUAUAUAAGUAUUUUAUAUAUUGUAGUCAGUUCGGGAUUAAAAAAAAAUGAUCAAAUUUGAUAAAUCAUAAUAAUCAGAAAAAAAUAAUUAAAUGUCACAGUUCAUACACAAUUGAGUCUACAUCAUGAUUAUAUUUCUGAUUUUUCUUUACAUAAAACAUUAAAUGCUCAACUUUAAUCAUGGCCAAACAGUGGCKCUGAUCCCUAAUAAAAUUUAUUUAUGUCAUAGUAGAUUUUUUAAAUGGGGAGGGAACUGGCUGURAAGUACUAUAACCAGGACUUACGUCAAAACUAUAAAACGUAAAAAUAAAUGUUUAAAAUUUGCAUUACCUAUAUGUAUGUGCUUUUAGUUGCAUCUGGUGAUUAAAUUUAAAAAGGUGGAUGAUAGGGGGAAUGGACCUCUUGAUGUAAAGUGUAAUAGUAUAUUUUAAACACUUCAGCGCCACUGUAGCCGACUAGCUAUAAUUUUUGAUAAUUCAAAAAUUUAAAUUUAAUUGUGACAAGAAAAUUAGUCGAAGAUUACUGAUUCAAUUUUGAUUUUCAACUCUUCAAAUAUUGUUUACAAAAUGCAUGACCCUAAKGAGGAUAAUUGACUAUCUUUUAUAAUACUCGUAAUAAUUGUCUUGGUGACUAUAAUUUAAAGUUAAUAUUCGAAUGAAAUAUUUCUAAAUUUCAUACAGGAUGAGCUAUAAAAAUAUCGUGAGAUAUUGUUUAACCAAAAUCAUAACGCACUAUUUAAACUAAUUUUACUAUUAUGAUGAAAAAUAACAUCAAUAAUUCAACAUUUAAAAUUUACUACGGUUGCAGUAAUUUUCAACAGACUAUAGUCAGUAAUCUUCCAUAACGGUCACUGUACCUAAUUAUAAUUAAAUUAUGUCGAUUUAGCGUUUAGAAGUAAGUUGCCAUCGCCUAGUACAGCAUAUUAUUAAUUGUAAAUGUCUCGACAAUAUACGCAUAAUGUAAUUUGACUCUAGUCCUCGGCGAAUCGGCGUGUUACUGUUUUAGGCUUACCUAAGACUUAUGCACGUUGUAUAUAUGUUGUAUACAUAUGGUAUUAUAUAAUUUUGCUCAUAUAUCAAAAGUAGAUUUCUGUUAAGAUUCAAUUUUAAUUUAAUUAUCAACUGCAUACAAUUGAUAUUGUACAAUGUAUGUAUUUUUGAUAUUUAUAU
Molecule: messenger RNA, 4715 nt
Organism: Diuraphis noxia (Russian wheat aphid)
Lineage: Eukaryota; Metazoa; Arthropoda; Insecta; Hemiptera; Aphididae
Product: chitin-binding domain protein thawb
Cellular component (GO): extracellular region
Molecular function (GO): chitin binding
Source: RefSeq, a predicted model, not a curated record